CCCAAUUUCAAACCCGCGCGUCCGGUGGCGCCGUCCGCCGCCUAAAACCCCGCCCCCUCCGCCUCCGUCGGCCUUCGCCGCCCUAGGUAGCUAGGAUUCCUCGGCCUCCACGCGCGCGGAGCCACCCCCACCAACGGCAUCCCAUGCCCCGUGCGCCGGCGACCAGCGCCGCAUCCCACCGCCGCCGCGGCAAGCGGCGCGUCAUCGGCGCCCACGGCACCGAAUCCCUUCCUCGCGGCCGCAGCCACCUCCUCGCCUUCCGCUCCUUCACCCUCCGCUUCGCCCUCGCCGCCCCGCGCCACCGCCGCCGCAAGCGCCGCCUCGGCGGCGCCCGCCGCCCCGCCCCCAGUCCCCGCCGCCGCAGCGGCAGCGUUGUUUCCCCCAGCCGCUUCCUCGCCCUCCGCCCGUUCGUCCUCCGCUACCUCCUCGCGGCCGGCGCAUCGACCCCUUGCCGCCGUCGGAAGGCCUCCGUGAUAGACAUGGGCCACUACAUUUCGCGGCUGCUGAGGGAGACUCGCACCGGCGAAGGCGGCUCAAGGGUACGCAAGAGGCGUGACAAGGGAUUGCGGGAGGUGAUAGAUCUCAGUGCGAAUAGGGUUCAAGCGGACAAGGCCAAUCCCGCCAGGUGGGGUAUUGGCGAUGUGAGCAACAUCACACUGGAGGAGGUGCCUGACGAUAGUCUCGAAGAGGAUCUGUCUGAAUUAUUUGCACCUCUCACAAAUGAAGAAGAGAGUGAAGUAAACAACUUAUUGAAUGGUAGUUCUCACAGUAAAAAAGUAAUAGUGCUGCAUAAGCCUUCAAACAUUGAGAUUACCAAAGAGAAACUAUGGUGUUUGAGGCCUCGUGGUUGGUUAAACGAUGAGGUCAUCAAUUUGUACCUUGAAUUAUUAAAGGAGAGAGCAGAAAGAGAACCCAACAGAUUUUUAAAAUGCCACUUCUUUAACACAUUCUUUUAUAAGAAGCUUGCUUGUGGAAAAACUGGGUAUGACUAUCAGUCUGUUAGAAGAUGGACGACCCCCAACAAGUUGGGUUAUAGGCUUGCGGAGUGUGAGAAAAUAUUUAUUCCAGUACACAGAGAUGUACAUUGGUGCUUGGCAAUUAUUGACAUGAAGGAAGAAACUUUUCAUUAUCUCGAUUCCCUUGGUGGCAAGGACAGUGCCGUACUGAGGAUACUGGCUAGAUAUAUCGUGGAUGAAUUGAAGGACAAGAAUGACAUAGAGAUAGACACAAGUUCUUGGCGGGAAGUAUCUGUUCAUAUUCCUUUGCAACAUAAUGGAUGGGAUUGUGGUAUGUUUAUGCUCAAGUUCAUUGAUUUCUACAGCAGAGGUCUCAUACUAUCUUUUAGUCAGGAACAUAUGGAAUAUUUUAGGAGGCGGACAGCAAAGGAGAUCCUGAGAUUAAGAGCUGAUUAAGAAUGUCCUGUUUAUGCCCAACGUCCAGACAUUUUCCGAAGGUAUUCUUCUUGCAUUCCGCUUGCCAAGAUGCGAGGAAGUAUUUCUCGGCUGUCAACAACUAGAGGUGUGGUGAUUAUAAGCUCUAGGAGUAAUCACCAUGCCACCACAGUUUUGUAAGAUCUUUAAUUCUUAUAUUCAUCUAGGAUCUGAUUUUGGUAGAAUAGAGGGCUGGAAAAGAGAUAUAUAGGGAAGACAGUAAGACAAGUUUAGAGGUAGAGUGCUCUGCUCACGUCGAUAGCAUGUAGCAAUAAUUGCAAUUUUUUGGAACUAAAGAAAGGUUGACCUUGUAUCUCUUAUUCUACUAUUAACUUAACAUUGCAUGUACUGCUGUGGAAACUUAAUCAAGCAGUGCGGUUCUGUGAU
Messenger RNA from Triticum dicoccoides, 1817 nucleotides. Its product is annotated as ubiquitin-like-specific protease 1A. Gene Ontology annotation, biological process: proteolysis; protein desumoylation. The transcript is spliced from 9 exons. The record is from RefSeq and is a predicted model, not a curated record. NCBI's taxonomy places the organism in Eukaryota, Viridiplantae, Streptophyta, Magnoliopsida, Poales, Poaceae. Gene Ontology annotation, molecular function: deSUMOylase activity. Gene Ontology annotation, cellular component: nucleus. The coding region runs from base 144 to 1412 and encodes 422 amino acids.